Messenger RNA from Asparagus officinalis (garden asparagus), 2395 nucleotides. RefSeq lists its product as uncharacterized. The record is from RefSeq and is a predicted model, not a curated record. Lineage: Eukaryota; Viridiplantae; Streptophyta; Magnoliopsida; Asparagales; Asparagaceae.
ACUUAUUAAAUCUCAAUUACAAAUUGUCCAAAUUUGAUUCCUGAUGUUGGAAGCAUCUCCAUCCUGGAGACAGUGGAGAAAGAAAAGGACGUGGAAAACAAAGCUCCACACAAAGCAAAGCGCAAGAAUAAAGCAAAGAAUAAAAAAGAAAACCCAAAAAACAAUGCCAUCAUCUAAUGCUAAAACAUAGUCAAUCUAAAACCCGCGAACAAUCCUUCACAAACCCUAAUGGCUCCACCCCCAAUUUGCCCACCAAACUCGUUUCUGUACAAUUCAACCCUGUGCGCAUGCGACCCUGGGUAUUAUUUCACAAUAAACACCACAUGCGUGGCUUUCGAUGCGCCAGCAGGGGAUUUUGUGGUGGUGAAUUCUGCCGUGGAGCACAAUGGGCCCACGUUCUUGAACUCGAUGCUGCCGUUGGAUGCGCUGAGGAGGCUGACGCAGCCGCAGGCCACGGAGCUGAUUGGGGCAACGCUGGUGACGAUAUUGCUGUGGCUUGUGUUCUGCUUGGUGGUGAGGAUUGGGAGAUUGGAUGGCGGGGAGACCGUUUGGUUUCGGCUUAGGUGGUGGAUUAGUAGGCUUGAUUAUUGUUUUGCUACCAAACAUUUUGUGGAGGACCUCAAGGUGGUAAAGAAAAGGAAGACAGAGUUGGGAGGAACUUUUUCUGUAGCAAGCUGGAUACUCUUUGUUGGCCUGUUGUCUGCGUUGCUAUAUCAAGUUAUUACCAGACGAAGUAUCGAGGUGCAUAGGGUCAGACCAGCUAAUGCACCAGAUUUGCUCUCAUUUGUCAAUGACAUGGAAUUCAACAUAACCGCAAUUUCUAGCAUGAGUUGUUCUCACUUGCGUGGUCUCGAUAAACUAGUGAUUGGAACACCUGGUUCAAUUUAUUUCAGGGUUCAUCCUUUGGCAAGUUAUACAAAUUAUUCUUGCUACAACACGAGUAGAGGGCCAACAAUUUCCUUUAAAUGCAACAGAUGUAAGGUUCCCAGUGAAGAUCACUACAUUUCAUGGCAGUUUGUUGACCUUGCAAAUGAUCCUGCUACUGCAGUUGGUUUUCAGUUCAACCUUACUGCGAAAGCCCAUGGUGAUGAUAGACAUUUGAGCUUUGUUAGUGGGACACUGAAAUCAGGGAGCUCGAGAAAUGAUUGCCCACAAACUUUCAGGGGCCAAGACAUGAAUAUAUUGAAAAUUCACUUGUUUCCUCAGAAAUUUACCUACUUGCAUAAUCUCAGGCUCAUUCAGCCUCUGUUGCAUGACUUUCUUCCUGGAUCAUCUUUUUCUGAUGUUGGUGACCUCCGAGCAUCCCUUCAGAGUUCUAAGGGUGGAGUAGUUAAUACUACAUUGUAUAUUAGCUAUCUUUCUGACUACAUUGUGGAGGUCGACAAACAAAAAAUCGUGGGAAUAGUGAGUUUCUUGGCAGAUGUUGGUGGACUUUAUACCAUUAGUCUUGCAAUUUUUCUGUACUUCUUACUACAAUGUGAGGCCAGAUUCAAGAAGCUUCGCAAUGAAGAUACUAUUAUGAGAAGCAUUAGAAGUCAGAGACGUGCUCAACGGCGUUGGGAUACAUUGAGGAAAUAUGUCAACUACACAUGGGGCCGCAGCAAUUUGAAUAUGAAACGCAGUAGUAAAAGGCAUGAUGGUUUGCUUCCAGUUCCUUUGUGUGGAGUUGGGUCUUUGCAUAAAUUAAAGCAACCAAGUCGAAGGAGUUCAAUAUAUCAUGACAAAAUGGCUGAUACUCCUAAUCAAACCAAUUUCGCUCCAGAUGCUGUUUACACUGGAAUUAUUAAAUCAAUAACAGGUACUACAACAAACUUUGAGGGAGGAUCUCUCCCUUCGGAGCAUGAACACGAGAUGAAUGAUGUAGCAAAGGAUGGAUAAAGGACAGACAUUGCUUAUGUACCUCCUAACUCCAGUUGGCUUUCAGAGAGAGGAAUUUUUCAUCUCGUUACGUGGGGAAAAAGGUGUUCUUAGUGUGGAUGAGAGAGAGAUAUUUCUGCGAUGCUGGCUUCUCAUCAGACGUUACUUCAUUGGAUAUUGAAAUGAGCAACUCGUCAUGUGGAAUCAGAUAGGCUCAGGCUCUGGCGGAUAUUGAAGAUUCUAAAGGGCUUGUAGAAGUGACGGAAGGUUUGGAAACAGAAAGGGAUCACAAGAACAAUUGCAAUGAGCCCGAGUUGCGUAUAUUUUUCAUGCAAAUUACGGGGAUUCAUUUUAUUGUUUUUUUUUUAAUUUUUUCUUGUUUUACAUUUACUAUUUUCUUUUUUACACAGAGGAAGUUGUUUUCCUUUACCGAGCCGUGUUUGUUAGCAGGGCCAUUAUAGCAUUUCGUGCAUGUUAAGAAAAUAGAAACCAAAUCAAAAUUGUAUAUAUCAUAAUUUAUGUCAUUUAUUUAUAUUGA